AUGAUUAAGCUGCUGAACCCUGCUUCUAGCCUCUGCUUCGCUAGCUCGCUUUGCCCGCAUGGCUUUCUUUCUUUCUUUCUUUCUUUCUUCCCUUUCUUUGCCCUGCACCUCUUGCACUCUCUUGGUGCUUGCAUGCUUCACGUGGCCCGGAGACAUGCUCGUUGCUGCUUCUGUGCUCGUCAUCUCCCUGUCUAUUCUGGUCUACAACUACCCACCUUCGACAUGGCACCUCCUUGCCUCCAGAGUGAAACACGAGCCAGACGCUGACUCUGCCCAUGCCCCCACCAAGCAUCAACCGCCCGAAGAGCCUCAGACGUCCCAAGCUGUCCCAGCUGAUAACCAAGCGGGAACCCCUUCCAGUCGCACAUCGUCGCCUUCUUCUACACCCAAGGCAGCCCUGAGGGGUGUCGCCAACGGCCCCGCUAUACCCACAUUCACCCUCAACACACACCACGAUGGUGGCAAUGACGAUAGCAACGGAGUGAACGAUGAAGACGAGGACGAUGAGGAAGACAAUCUACCUCCUCCUUCUUUCCCGGCCAUGAACUCCGCUCAGCGCGCAUCUGCUCCUCCAUCGAAACCGACCUCGCUCAUGGCACCGCCUCCCAAACCGAGCCCAUCCCUCAUGGCGCCACCACCCCGAAUCAACCCGUCAAACCUGCGGGCUCUGCCCACCUCCUCCUCAUCCAUGCGCGUCCCCACAAACGGCCCACUCCCAAAUCGAGGACCCGUCCCAAACCGGGGGCCUCCUACUU
Periconia digitata is the source of this 755-nucleotide messenger RNA. The record is from the annotation of a GenBank genome assembly. Lineage: Eukaryota; Fungi; Ascomycota; Dothideomycetes; Pleosporales; Periconiaceae.